AUGCUAUAUUGUGCCUUGUCUCUGUCCCUCCUUCAUCCUCCCUCUCAUCCCUCCACUCCCAUCUCUCUCCUCUCUUCUUCCUCUCUCUCAUCCCUCCACUCCCAUCUCUGUCCUCCCCUUUUCCUCUCUCUCAUCCCUCCAAUCCCAUCUCUGUCCUCCCUUCCUCUCUCUCAUCCCUCCACUCCCAUCUCUGUCCUCCCUUCUUCCUCUCUCUCAUCCCUCCACUCCCAUCUCUGUCCUCCCUUCUUCCUCUCUCUCAUCCCUCCACUCCCAUCCUUCUCUCCUCCCUUCUUCCUCUCUCUCAUCCCUCCACUCCCAUCUCUGUCCUCCCCGUUUCCUCUCUCUCAUCCCUCCACUCCCAUCUCUGUCCUCCCUUCUUCCUCUCUCUCAUCCCUCCACUCCCAUCUCUGUCCUCCCUUCUUCCUCUCUCUCAUCCCUCCACUCCCAUCUCUGUUCUCCCUUCUUCCUUUCUCUCAUCCCUCCACUCCCAUCUCUCUCCUCUCUUCUUCCUCUCUCUCAUCCCUCCACUCCCAUCUCUGUCCUCCCCUUUUCCUCUCUCUCAUCCCUCCACUCCCAUCUCUGUCCUCCCUUCUUCCUCUCUCUCAUCCCUCCACACCCAUCUCUGUCCUCCCUUCUUCCUCUCUCUCAUCCCUCCACUCCCAUCUCUGUCCUCCCUUCUUCCUCUCUCUCAUCCCUCCACUCCCAUCUCUCUCCUCCCUUCUUCCUCUCUCUCAUCCCUCCACUCCCAUCUCUGUCCUCCCCUUUUCCUCUCUCUCAUCCCUCCAAUCCCAUCUCUGUCCUCCCUUCUUCCUCUCUCUCAUCCCUCCACUCCCAUCUCUGUCCUCCCCUUUUCCUCUCUCUCAUCCCUCCAAUCCCAUCUCUGUCCUCCCUUCUUCCUCUCUCUCAUCCCUCCACUCCCAUCUCUGUCCUCCCUUCUUCCUCUCUCUCAUCCCUCCACUCCCAUCUCUUUCCUCCCCUUUCCCUCUCUCUCAUCCCUCCAAUCCCAUCUCUGUCCUCCCUUCUUCCUCUCUCUCAUCCCUCCACUCCCAUCUCUGUCCUCCCUUCUUCCUCUCUCUCAUCCCUCCACUCCCAUCUCUUUCCUCCCCUUUUCCUCUCUCUCAUCCCUCCAAUCCCAUCUCUGUCCUCCCUUCUUCCUCUCUCUCAUCCCUCCACUCCCAUCUCUGUCCUCCCUUCUUCCUCUCUCUCAUCCCUCCACUCCCAUCUCUGUCCUCUCUGUCCUCGCACCCAUCCCUGCCCUGCCUUUGUCCUCCCUCUCAACCCUUCUCACUCCCAUCUCUCUCCUCCCUUUCUCCUCCCUCUCGUCUCUUGUCAGAUUGA
Closterium sp. NIES-65 is the source of this 1338-nucleotide messenger RNA. Lineage: Eukaryota; Viridiplantae; Streptophyta; Zygnematophyceae; Desmidiales; Closteriaceae. The record is from the annotation of a GenBank genome assembly.